GGUGGUCGGCCGCGAUCUCCCGAAUUUGCGCCCCAAUGGGGAAGACCAUCGAGGCGCAGGCGGCGGAGGGAGGAAGGGGAUGCUGCGCUGUACGGAUACGGGGGUGGUGACACCCGCGUAGAGGAGUUGGGCACGGAUGAGGACGACACGGACUCACAAGGCGUUGGGGUUUCUACGGGGAUGGUUACUCGUUUUGUUAGUGAUUCUCUUCGAUUCACGGGUAUAGACUUGGGCGAUCGGGAAGGCGGGGCUCCCCGCAGAGGGUAUUUGGGAGGCUCGGACGAGGAUGAUGAUGAGGAGGAUGAUGACUCGUCUUCCGGGGACGAUGAUGAGUACGAAGAGCAGUUGGCGCGAAUGUCGCCGAGGGAUAGGGAAGACUUUCUGGUCCAGUCGGCGAUGGCACGAAUCGAGCGGGCCCGGGCCAUGGGCAGGAGUGACGUCGAUCUCAACAAGCACGAACUUGCAGCUUUGGAACGACACCGAAAACGUAUGGAGGAGGAGGGAAAGAAGAAGCGAAAGGGCGAACGCAAGAAACGAAAGGAACAGCGGAUCGCGGUGCCGCUCACCGAAUUGGAGCCUGUCUCACGCAAGAAAAAGGGGUCCCAGCAGGACCCUCUGCCUCGCUACCCAUCGUCGAGCAGCAACUUGGGCGACGCUCAGGAUAACCCAAGCUACCCUCGCAUGGGGUACUUCCCUCCACCGGCAACAUCUCGCACGCGAUCGGGUACCUCUUCCUCGCAAAGACAACCCAGCCGGGCCCGAACUGAACGCGAGGGAGGCGCCUUCGAGUAUUCGCAAGGGCCUGCGCCCAACACUCGCCAGGCGUCUGACACAGCGGCCGGGCAACGCUCAACCCGAGGGUCUCCUCCUGAAGACCCCUGGGUAGGUUCUCGGGGAGGCCAUGAUCCCUUCCAGUUCCAGACAGCGGGUCCGCGAGCUACGGCCGCCUCUCGACGGCCUGCGGCGGGCUCGAACGAUUUGGCCUAUCCGACCCGGCGAGGAGCUGGCGGCCCUGUCACGAGGAGCAGCCGUGGGUCCAGACGCCAGAGCGUUGACGAGGGUACAAGCGAAGAGGACAGUGACGAGGAUGACGAUGAUGACUCCUCGGUGGGACAGGAGACAAGUUCCAGCGACAACACCGGAAACGGGGCGCAGAUCCGGGAAGCCCCAAGAGGGCGAACCCCUGCGGUUAUCGUUGAGGCGGAUCCGGAGCCCGAAUCCAAAUCGCAGCCCGCCAAGAAGAGUGCAUCCAAGAACCACUCCCCGGUGAAGCGAAAGCCGGCGAGAGGGGGACGACGCAGGAAGUGAGGUCCCGUGUCUUUGGACGAAGCAAUGGCAAAAGCUUGACAAUUUUGUAAUCAAUCCCUCCUAAAAUUGGCAUAUAAUAAGACGAUUGUUCAACUUG
Messenger RNA from Ilyonectria robusta, 1405 nucleotides. RefSeq lists its product as uncharacterized. The record is from RefSeq and is a predicted model, not a curated record. The transcript has a single exon. The coding region runs from base 181 to 1308 and encodes 375 amino acids. NCBI's taxonomy places the organism in Eukaryota, Fungi, Ascomycota, Sordariomycetes, Hypocreales, Nectriaceae.